This is a messenger RNA of Suncus etruscus (white-toothed pygmy shrew), 1459 nucleotides long. RefSeq names its product G protein regulated inducer of neurite outgrowth 2 (gene GPRIN2). The record is from RefSeq and is a predicted model, not a curated record. Bases 40 to 1398 code for a protein of 452 amino acids. Gene Ontology annotation, biological process: neuron projection development. NCBI's taxonomy places the organism in Eukaryota, Metazoa, Chordata, Mammalia, Eulipotyphla, Soricidae. The transcript has a single exon. Gene Ontology annotation, cellular component: plasma membrane.
CAACUCAACUUCUUUUCCCUCUCUUUUCUGCAGGCAGCCAUGAGCACCAGCCAUACCACACCAGCUUUGCAAGCACCCCUGAGCCCUGGGCCACAGGCCUUGUCCCGAAGCACAUCCAACCUGCUGAGCGAAGGCCAGGCGGUCAAGCCAGAGCUCCGCAAGAGUGCCAGUAGCACUGUCUGUCAGUCCCAGCCAGAAGUGGCCAGCACCAGCCCUGGGGUGCUGGCAGAAGUAGAGCAUCAGACUGAGACCACAGAGCAGCCACAGACCUCCAGCCCCACACCUAGUCCCACAAGCCAUUGGUCGAGCAGCAAUGUGUCAAAUGUGAGCGGUAGUGGCAACUUGUGUCACCGGCGGAACCACAGUGCCAUCACUGUCCAAAGGAGCCAUUCAAACCUCACCCGGAUCAUCCAGACCCGAGGCCCUGGUGGAACUCGAAGGGCCAGUCUCAGCUGUUUGGCUCUUGGAAGCUCGCCGGUCCAUAGGGCUCAGUUACAACCUGGCCAGGAAAGUCAGACUCUUGAUGACAUAGAAAAAGAUCUGGGUGCCAAGGAUGGGACUUCACACUCAGCCUGGACCUUGGGAGACAGUCAGGUGUGUGUGCCACCACUAGACCAGAAAGACACAGACACCCACAACAGCAGCCCCCAGGCAGGGUCCAAAGCCCCUCGGCAGCCGGCUUCCACCUCCAGCCAGGCCAUACACCCAGCAGCUUGUGUCUGUGGCAUGAAGGAGGCAGGGGCUAGUAGCUGCUGCCACAUGCUGCCCAUCCCCAGCGCUCUGGCCUUUCCCAAGCUGGUGGCAUCUGUGAGUGAGUCUGGAUUGCAGACUCAGCAUGGGGCCAAGUUCCAGUAUCUGUUGCCAGGGGGCCUUGCCGGGCACACCCACUGCUGUGCUCACGCCUGGGGUCCCACUGGUUGCAUCAUGGAAUCGGGCACCAGGACCAAGGAUAUGUGUACCAUGACCUCAGCCAGUGACUUGGUACCCCUCCCAACAGCUCAGGAUGCUGGGGUGCAGGUGGCCCCCGUGGCAAUCUGCAAGGCUGUGGCCACCAGCCCACCUCCAGAGGCCCCUCUGGCCUUGAACACCUUCCAGGAGGUGAUUCUGGGGUCUGACCUUUUGGGGUCCAACUUAGAGGAAACACCUUCCCCUGUGCGGGAUGUGCGGUGGGAUGCGGAAGGCAUGACGUGGGAGGUGUAUGGAGCUGCGGUGGACCCUGAAGUCCUAGGUGUGGCCAUCCAGAAGCACCUGGAAAUGCAGUUCGAGCAGCUGCAGCGGGAGUCGGCCAGUGAGGACAGGCUGUCUGUGGAGGGCCGCCGGGGCCCCCUGCGAGCUGUCAUGCAGUCCCUGCGCCGGCCCAGCUGCUGUGGUGGCUGCUCGGGUACAGCCCCUGAGUGAGAAACUGCAGCUUUCAGACAUGGCCUUGAGCAGGGACAUGGAAAAUGAGGGCCUCGGGCUC